Messenger RNA from Engraulis encrasicolus (European anchovy), 2732 nucleotides. Its product is annotated as acetylcholine receptor subunit delta-like. Gene Ontology annotation, biological process: regulation of membrane potential; nervous system process; monoatomic ion transmembrane transport. The coding region runs from base 59 to 1618 and encodes 519 amino acids. Lineage: Eukaryota; Metazoa; Chordata; Actinopteri; Clupeiformes; Engraulidae. The record is from RefSeq and is a predicted model, not a curated record. The transcript is spliced from 12 exons. Gene Ontology annotation, cellular component: plasma membrane; postsynaptic membrane; neuron projection. Gene Ontology annotation, molecular function: transmembrane signaling receptor activity; acetylcholine-gated monoatomic cation-selective channel activity.
UCGUUUCAGUAUUUUGCCAGUACUCUUCAAGCAUGCUAGCUGAAGAAAACAGCCAACCAUGAACCUCCCAGUUGGUCUGAUUGCGAUAUUUAUCCUGGUAUCAGAAUGCCAGGGGCGGAAUGAAGAGGAGCGUCUCAUCAAUUACUUGUUCAAGGAGCGCGGCUACAACAAGGAGCUUCGACCGGUUGAAAAGAAAGAUGACGUGGUCCAAGUGGACCUGAGCAUGACACUCUCAAACCUUAUUUCACUGAAAGAAGUAGAUGAAACACUCCUGACCAAUGUGUGGAUUGAGCAUGGGUGGACCGAUCCCAGGCUUUCUUGGAAUUCAUCUGAGUUUGACGGGAUAGCCGAGCUACGUCUGCCCCCUAGCAUGGUCUGGCUUCCAGACAUUGUUUUGGAGAACAACAAUGAUGCCCAAUUCCAGGUGGCCUACUACUCCAACGUGGUGCUAUAUGAGAGCGGCUUCAUAUACUGGCUGCCCCCCGCUAUAUUCCGCAGCUCCUGCACCAUCAACGUCAACUACUUCCCCUUUGACUGGCAAAACUGCACACUGAAGUUCAGCUCUUUGACCUAUAACUCUAGAGAGAUCAGUAUGCAUUUGAAAACAGAUGCAGAUGAAAAUGGAAACAGUUUCACUGUGGAAUGGAUCGUCAUCGACCCUGAAGGUUUCACAGAAAACGGCGAGUGGGAGAUCAUUCACCGGCCAGCGAAGAGGAACUCCUACAAGAGUAUCCCACAAGAGAGCAACAAACACCAGGACGUCACCUUUUACCUCAUCAUCAAGCGCAAGCCCCUGUUCUACAUCGUCAACAUCAUCAUCCCGUGCGUCCUCAUCUCCUUCAUGGCCUCUCUGGUCUACUUCCUACCUGCUGACAGUGGAGAGAAGAUGACCCUGUCUAUCUCUGUGCUCCUGGCCCAGUCUGUGUUCCUGCUGCUGAUCUCUCAACGGCUUCCUGAAACCUCCAUGGCCGUCCCCUUGAUCGUCAAGUACCUGAUGUUUAUCAUGGUGCUGGUCACAGUGGUGGUGCUAAACUGUGUCAUCGUGCUGAAUCUCCAUUUCCGCACUCCCAGCACUCACAUCAUGACUGCAUGGACCAAAGACUUCUUCCUAGAGUGGCUGCCGCGGCUGCUGCGCAUGUCUCGGCCAGCCGACAGUGAGCCCAAGUGGGACGGGGCGCUACCGAGGCGCUCCAGCUCCGUCGGCUACAUCGCCAAGGCGGACGAGUACCACUGCGUCAAGUCCCGCAGCGAGCUCAUGUUCGAGCAGCAGUCCCGGCGACACGGCAUGGAGACACGCCCCACACCUGCCGUCUGCAAGUCGAACCUGGAUGAUGAUGGUGAGGUGACACAACAGCUCUUCAGUGAGAUUAAACCUGCUGUAGACGGAGCCAAUUACAUCGUCAAACACAUGCACGACAAAAACGACUACAACGAGGAAAAGGACAGCUGGAGUGGGAUAGCCAGGACGGUGGAUCGGCUCUGCUUCUUCCUGGUGACUCCGGUCAUGACGCUUGGCACCAUCAUUAUCUUCCUAAUGGGCAUCUACAACCAUCCUCCCCCACUGCCCUUUGAAGGAGACCCCCACAACUACCUGGAAUCCAACCCACGACUCAUAUGAGCAUGCAACUGGGGGCGCUGUGCUGUGGUGUAGUAAUGGGUUAGCACCCAUUAGGGUUACCACCUCUGUCUGACAAAAAACCUGGACAUUUCAAACUCAUCUAACUUUUUGCUUGUAUACAAUGGCAUCCUCUCAGUGUCCAUGAAAUACCUUUUUUUCUGGCACAUCCCAUUAAAAAUCAGGACAAUCAGGAAAAAACGGAACAGGUGGCAACACUAGCACCUAUGCCAUAUGAGGCUAUUUCCCAUGGGGUCCUCCUAUGUUCAAAUCCAGUGUGGGUAAUUUCCCCAGCCUACCCCUACUCUCAUUAAACAUGUACACUAUAUGCACAGAAAACUGGUCACUGGGGCAGGAUACUUUCUGAGGAGUAAUAAUGUACCAGUCAAAGUGAAAUAAUGGUGCAAUAAAGGUAACAUAUGGUAUCACAAAGAUCUCAUAAAAAUUACUCUCCCCCACUGAACUUUGAGUUUGCCAGCUGUCCCGUGACCCUCCACUGAGCUAAAGGCCUCGGUCGAUAGUUCAGCAAGGCUUUGGGAGGGAGGUUUACUAAUCUCAUGUGAACAAACAACCCCUCCAGAUGCAUGUAUUGCUGUGAAUUAGGUUACUGAUAACAUUUAUAGUUGGGGUGAGAAUGGGAAAGCUGCAUAGUUCAGGAAGGUGGAGAAUGCAUGCACAUCAGUGGUACAGGUGCUGGACAAAAUAGAGUAACUGAAAUAAAUGAUGGAAGUCCGCAACACUGUUAAUGCUCCCAGUGAUUUAUUUGCACGACGUUUCGGACCUUCGUCCUUUCUCAAGUGCAGCUGCAUAGUUGCCUACCAAUUGACUUACAGGUUUCUGUUGCAGGAAAAAAAAAAAACCCUAAAUGCCAGCCUUUCUUUUUUUGUUGUCAUUUGUCUGUUUGAUGAGGUAGCCUAUAUAGGCCUACGUACAUUAAAAUGGUGGUUAUUUCUGAAAAUAUGGGAUUUCUAAGAGCAAAACAAAUAUUUUGUGUGCGAUGUGCAAUUAACCAAAUAAUUUAUUUGUUAUGUUGUUUGGGUUUAAAAACUGUAGAAAGAAUGUUUGGUCUUGCCAUAUUAGUCUGUGUCUAGAGAUUCAUUUUAUACACAAAAUAAAC